UUCUCUCAGUUGUCAAUAGUUCCACUGACGAUGUGUGUGUGUACUAGGGGUCUAUGUGCGAAUGUGCGUGAAGGGACCUGGGCUUGUUCUCACCUCUAGUGUGAACAGUGUUUGUUUCAGAGUUUAUGCAGACAGUGACUAAGCUGUUUGUGAUUCUGCAAGCUUUGCACUGUGCGCUUGCCUUGAGUCCCCAAUGUGGCUCUGCAGAGGACAGUGGACUUAUCUUAUAUGUAGCCACUGCAAACAUCUCCGCACAGGAGCACGUGUGAGAGCAUCUCUUUGUGAUUCUGAGUAACCUGGCACAUUAAAAGAAGGAUCCUUCCCAUGUCAGCAUUUGGGAAUUAUGCUUUGGAGUCUGUCAGAGCUUUAAAAAGUGCAGCGAGGGAUCUCUCUCUCUGGAUGACAAAGUUUGUUUGAGAGGGGUGAGACCAGCAGCCAGCUCUAAUGUCUCUCCAUGAGUUUCUUCGGGAGGGCGGUGAGGCGUCGUUCCGCAUCAUGAACCGCCUCAGUCAUCUUAUGCAGAACUUGGACAUCUCUGGACUGGGCUCGGCUUUCCCUUUCAGCCCUGCCAGCCGCAAGAACUCUUGGAGAGCCUGGGAUGAUGAGAUCAUGCAGCUGGACAGCUGUCCUCUCCGCGCUGCUGACAUCACUCCUGACCUCCAAAAGAAGUUUGCCUUCCUUUCAGGAGGAAGAGGAGAUAAUGGCAGCCCCAUCAUUGUGUUCCCAGAAUUCCCUGCAUUUGGGGAGAUCACAGACAGGGAGUUUCACAACGUGUUGACCUACCUGACAAGCGUCCCAAGCUUGUCGUCAACAGGCGUGGGGUUCAUCCUGGUGAUUGAUCGCCGGCAAGACCGAUGGGCAGCUGUAAAGGGGACCCUGCUUCGUAUUGCAGGCUCCUUCCCAGGGAACCUCCAGCUGGUUCUGGUUCUGAGGCCCACUACCCUUCUGCAACGCACACUCUCCGACAUCCUCUUCAAGUUCAACAAGGAUGAGUUCAAGAUGAAGGUGCCGGUGAUUAUGCUGAGCUCUAUAACUGAGCUGCACUCUUAUAUUGAUCGAACCCAACUGACCCAGGAGCUCGGGGGAACACAGGAGUACUGCCAUGAGAAGUGGAUCUCUCACCGCACAGCUAUUGAAGGCUUUGCACUGAUGGUAAAGAAAACGGCACAGACUCUGCAGUCAUUUGGGACUGAGCUGGCAGAAACUGAACUCCCAAAUGAAAUACAGGCCACAACCAUCCUUCUGAGCACACACACCAGCAAGAAAGAAAAAAUGAAGGAGGAUAUACUGGUGGCUCUGGGUCAGGGCAGCAGGCUGUUGGAGAGCAUCAAUGAGCCUGUAGUGCGAGACCCCGACCACAACAUGAACCAGGAUGAACUGGAGAAUCUGGCUACAGUUCAAAGAUUGCUGUCUCAGCUGGACGAGACAGAACGAGCUUUUGAUGAGUUCUGGGUGAGACAUCAAACCAAACUAGAGCAGUGUCUCCAACUGCGCCACUUUGAGCAUAACUACCGAGAGGUGAGGGCUCUGCUGGAUCAGGUGUCUGAGAAACUUGCAACCUUCUCUGAGGUUGGGAUCAGUCCAGCCCAUGCUGACCACAUCUUCAUUGAGCUCACGACCUACGAGGAGAAAGUCUGUGAGGUUCUGGUCAGAGCUGCAGCCUUGUCCCAGGAGGGUGAUGAACUGAUCCAGAAGUCCCACUAUGCUGAGGACUCCAUUCAGCCCAAAUGCAGUGAGCUUAGAACAAUCAGUGAAACUGUGAACAACAAUCUGAGAGCCAAGAAGGACCAUCUCCUCAAAGCCAGGGAGCUACACCACCGGCUGGAGCGGGCAUCAAAGUGGGUUGAUGAUGGCAUAUACCUGCUGGCUUCUCAGCCGGUUGAUAAAUGUCAGUCACAUGAGGGCGCAGAGUUGGCCCUGCAGGAGCUGGAACGUUACCUGGAUAAUGCAGGCGAGAAUCAGCUGACAGACCUCAGCACCAUCUGGAAAGACUACGAGGCCGUGCUGAACCAGCAGUUUAGGGACCAAGUGGAGAAAGUUUUCCAGAAGCAGGCGUCCAUGCAGGAGAUGUUUGACAAGAGGAGAGUCAGCCUCAAGAAGCUAGCAGCUAAACAAACCAGGCCUGUGCAGCCAGUGGCCCCGAGACCCGAAGCCUUCAUCAAAUCCCCUCUCAGCUCACCUGCACGCAGAGCAAAGCUGGAGAAGAAAUGCUCAGAGACAGACUCCGGCAACUGUGAAAAAGGAAAUGGCCAACUGAAGAACGGAGACAGUAGCAGCAGACAUACCUCUCUGUCAGAGGAGGAGGAGAACCUGGCAGUGCUCAGGCGACAUGUUAUGAACGAGCUGCUGGAAACUGAGAGGGCUUAUGUGGAGGAGCUGCUCUGUGUCUUACAGGGAUAUGCCUCUGAGAUGGAUAAUCCAGCAAUGUCUCACCUUAUCCCUGCGCCUUUGCAGAACAAAAAGGAGGUUCUGUUUGGCAACAUGCCGGAAAUUUACCACUUCCACAAAAGAACUUUUCUGAGGGAGUUGGAGCAGUACACAGACUGCCCAGAGUUGGUUGGUAGAUGCUUCUUAGAGAGGAUGACAGACCUGCAGAUCUAUGAGAAGUACUGUCACAACAAACCUCGCUCUGAGAGCCUGUGGAGGCAGUGCUCAGACUGCGCCUUCUUCCAGGAAUGUCAGAAAAAGCUGGAGCAUAAACUGGGUUUAGAUUCAUAUCUCCUGAAGCCGGUUCAGAGGAUUACCAAGUACCAGCUGCUACUGAAGGAAAUGCUGAAGUACAGUAAGGGCUGUGAAGGGGCUGACGACCUGCAGGAUGCACUGACCUCCAUCGUGGGGAUCCUCAAGGCUGUCAAUGACUCCAUGCACCUUAUCGCCAUUACAGGAUUUGAGGGUAAUCUGAGUGAGCUGGGUAAACUGCUUAUGCAAGGGUCAUUCAGUGUGUGGACCGAGCACAAGAAAGGCCAUGCCAAGGUUAAGGAUCUGGCCCGUUUCAAGCCCAUGCAGAGACACCUCUUCCUCCACGAGAAGGCCCUGCUCUUCUGCAAGAGGAGAGAGGAGAACGGGGAAGGUUAUGAGAAAGCUCCUUCAUACAGCUUCAAGCAGUCCCUGAAUAUGAGAGCCGUGGGCAUCACUGAGAAUGCAAAAGGAGACAACAAAAAGUUUGAAAUUUGGUGCAACUCCAGAGAAGAAGUCUAUAUUGUUCAGGCACCAACGGCUGAAGUCAAAACAACUUGGGUAAAUGAGAUCAGGAAGGUCCUGACGACCCAGCUGGAGGAAUGCAGAGAAGCAAGCCAGCAGAGGGCACCAGAUCAGGCCACCCAUGCUCCACCUGUUCCCACUGGAACCGUAAGUCUCAGCCCAUUCAAGACAGGCCAGAAGGGCAUUAAAAAGGGAGAGGAGAAGAAAGCUGAGUCCUGCAGUCCUGAUGUCAAUUCCUCCUCUUCUGUAAAGGCUGCAGGGAAAGAUGAGGGUGUGACAAGCCCAACCUCAGACAGAGCUGCUGUGGCUAAAAAGCGCUUUACUUUACAGGGCUUCAGUAACCUCAAAGCUCAGAAAGAGCCCUCAAGUACUGAUGACAAAAGUUUUACAUUACCCAUGACAGUCUUCCCAUCAUCAGGAUCUCCCACCAGCCCAGAUCACAAGACGAAACGCCAGAGUGAUCCCACGCCAUUUGGCUUUAAAGAUGCAGGUCCUCCAGCCCUCCACCUGACCAGAGCCAGGUGGUUCAGCACCUCUAGUCUCUUACAGACAAAGUGGAGAGGCUGGAAUAAAGCCUCCCUGUCACUCGAUGCCUCAGGGGAACAUGACGGCUACUCCAGCGCUGAAGAUCCUCUUAACUCUGACCCAGAAGACGAAAAUGGCAAGAAGCUGUGUGCUGGAAAAUACACUGUGACGGCUGAGUAUGAGAUCGGUGGCGCUCAAGAGCUCUCUGUGAAGAGCGGAGAUGUAGUGCAGCUGGUCAAGGAGGGGGACGAUGGACAGUGGCUUGUGCGUAACUUAAACACAUCUAAGGAGGGUUGGAUUCCUGCUGCUAAUCUUAUCAACCUCAUUGGAAAAUCAAAGUCUUGUCAGUCUCUCACCAGCUCAGAAGGCAGUGGCUCUGGGAACCUCAGCACAUCAUCUAGCUGCAGUGAGACCUACACGAGCUUCUCUGAUAUCAAACCCUGAAAUACUCGGCACUUUCUUCAUCAUCAAACUGCCAUCAUUCCUACAUCAUGUGGCUAUCUGUACUGUUUUGCCAGCAUCUGUAAUUAUGAAUUUUGUCAAUUUUCCACAGAAAACAGAAGUUACAAAGGUAACUAUAGUUUUAUGAAUUCCAGGAUCACUGCCAGUGGCAGUAAACAAAAUGUCUCCUCAUAGUUUGCACGUGUUGAAAUCUUAUAUAAACAAAAUCAUAUGCAUGAUGUGUAGGCUACCUGUGUGUAUGCGCUGUAAAUAACUUGGUAGGCUACAUAUGAGCUCUAUGAAACUUGUCAUGCUGAAAUUUUCCAAGUGACCAGCAUGACUGGCAAUCAUCUUGGGUUCCACAGAACCACAAUCAUCUUUAUAACUUAUGUACUGUUUUACUUCGUCCUUUCUGCCAGUGGCAGUAAACAAAGUGGAUGACUUAAAGCAGGAGCAUCAAGAGGAACAGACAUCUUCUAGUCAACCAGUGGCUGGUAACGUGAAUCCACAGGCUGACAGAACCAUGCAACCGUACACAGUAUUCCCCAAGAUGCCCUGCACAGACUAUGCACAGAUGGAACACCCCACAUUGCUGUCCAGGAGGUGGCCACACCCCUGGUAGAGUGGCAGACGACACCUGAAGGAGGCAGGCACACCUGCUAUUCCAUAUGCCUGUUUCAUCCUGUUUACAAUUUGGUGGGAAUGCCCCGGUAUGAACACAUCUUUUCUCUUGUUCUUUUCAUUAUAAGAAAUCAGAGACAGGUUCCAAGUUGCAAUGCCCCCAUGUCCCAAUCUCCAAGGUCCUAGUACACCUAAUAGGAAAAUAGGAAAAGACCAGCAGAGCUUCAGCUCUUCCAAAAAGCUCCUCUUCUGAGUUGCCAAUAACAAAUACAAACUAGCUAGGAAAUCCAGAAGAGAUCCAAGUACUGGCUACUGCUCAUGACUGGAAUAUCUAGCAUAUUGGGAGCAAUCAGUUAACACAAUAGACGAUCGUGGCUCAAGAGUUGGCAGUUCGUCUUGUAAUCGGAAGGUUGCCGGUUCGAGCCCCGGCUCCGACAGUCUCGGUCGUUGUGUCCUUGGGCAAGACACUUCACCCGUUGCCUACUGGUGGUGGUCAGAGGGCCCGGUGGCGCCAGUGUCCAGCAGCCUUGCCUCUGUCACUGCGCCCAAGGGCAGCUGUGGCUACAAUGUAGCUUGCCAUCACCAGUGUGUGAAUGUGUGUGUGAAUGGGUGGAUAAUUGAACGUAGUGUAAAGCGCUUUGGGGUCCUUAGGGACUAAGUAAAGUGCUAUACAUAUAUAUACAAAUACAAGGUAAGGCAGAUGGACAAUAAGAAGGAAAGGCAAGAUACUUUUGUCAACCACAGCUUUAAGAGGGCAAAAGACUAUACUCUGACAACGACAGUCUGAAUGACAACCUCCUACUUGUGCAUCCAAGGGAUGCUUACCUCCCCAACAUAAAUUAUAGAUCAUUAAUUAUGAACCUAAAGAACAAUUAACCAAGAAAAAACACCAGGUUGACAGCAUGAAAAUCAAAGGGGCUAGGCGUAAGCUACCAGGGGGUAUUUCCAUCACAUUUUGCAUAUAGGAUCUCACCCUGUGGCAUAUGAGGAGACAUAUUUGUUUUGUUUUCCUGCCACUGGCAGUCAUGAAUGAAUGAAAAAGAAAAAGCAUUUUUUUCAUUUUUCUAACCUCUCACAUACACUGCACAUUGAGAAUGUUAUACAUUUACUGUGAAGGAACAAAACACAUGCAUAUGGUAAUUUCACUGUAUAGAUCUGUCAUGGAGACAGAAGAUCCACGUGCUGAUAAUGUAAUAGAUGUAUGAAUGGGCCAGCAGGACUGAUCUCAGUGAAUGCAUCUAUUUAUGCUCACACUAAAAGCGGGGAGAGGUUAGUGGACAACAGCUGUCUUUGUGUUCACAUGCACUAGUUUCCCCAGGAGUUCAUAUUUUAACUCUGAAUGAGAAAGAGGGCAAUGUCCACUUUCUUUAGCUUGAAUGAAUUUUUCCUGAGAGCCGCCUCUCUGUCCACUUUUUAAAAAAAAAAUGUUUAUUUAUUUGUAUGAAGCACCCACAGAUAUUCAUCCACUCUUUAAUUUUAUUGUUGUCUGUGAACUCUCCUCCUGUCUGCUGUCAGUCUGUCAUUAGAAACCUGUUCUGUCACCAGCUCUCCAGAGUUUGUGUGUGUGAGCUUUUGUCCUUUUGCUUUUGUCUCUGAUAGCCUGGUCGAAUUCUUUGUGCAUUUUCAUAUAUGCUACAGUUUUACAAAUGUAUUCAUGUGAAUAAUGGGAGAUCACUGUAUAGGCUAACUUAUUCCCAGCAGAGGGAAAAUGUUUGGAAUGUAGAUAUUGUUUAUUAAUAUGUGUCUGUCAUGAUAUGUUUGUUAAAGGAGAUGCUAUAUUGUACAUUAAGUAUGGUGAUGUCACUGCUUUGUGACUUGUCCAGUUUUUUUUUUUACAUAAAUGACUUGUGACAAUUCA
Messenger RNA from Pelmatolapia mariae (spotted tilapia), 6646 nucleotides. RefSeq names its product mcf.2 cell line derived transforming sequence-like b (gene mcf2lb). Gene Ontology annotation, biological process: positive regulation of Rho protein signal transduction; intracellular signal transduction. NCBI's taxonomy places the organism in Eukaryota, Metazoa, Chordata, Actinopteri, Cichliformes, Cichlidae. The coding region runs from base 445 to 4170 and encodes 1241 amino acids. Gene Ontology annotation, cellular component: cytoplasm. Gene Ontology annotation, molecular function: protein binding; guanyl-nucleotide exchange factor activity. The record is from RefSeq and is a predicted model, not a curated record. The transcript is spliced from 34 exons.